AUGCAGUUCAAGGCCCUCACCGCUCUCACCUCCCUCGUCGCCGCCGUCUCCGGCCUCCCGACCUUCUCCGCGACCAACGGCACGGCCACCAACAACACCCUGCCCGCCGACGCCAAGUUCCAGCUGAUGGCCCUCCGCUCCGCGUCGCCGGUGCACUUCUCCACCUUCCAGGCCGCCAAGUCCUCCAUCUUCCUCCAGCUGCCGUCCCAGAACGCCACCUGCGACCAGCGCAACGCCACCGAGUCCGCCACCUUCACCCUCGGCCAGGACGGCGGCCUCUACCUCUACGCCGCCUCCGCCACCCCGCAGCAGCUCUACGCCGACCGCUCCGGCAUGGGCCAGGGCAAGCUCGGCUACACCACCGGCGCUCAGCCCGCCCCCCGCAACGGCGAGCGCACCGGCUGGACCAUCGACGCCUUCGGCGACCUCACCCUCGACGGCGCCGGCUUCCUCGCCUGCCCCAACAGCAUUGAGGGCGCCUGGUCCAUCUGGGUCUCUUCUGGUGUCGCGAACCCUGCUGGUAACACCGACUGCCUCGGCAUCUCUGUCCGCGCUGUCCAGGCUGUUGUCCCCAACAGCUGUUCUUACACCUCCAACUAA
Colletotrichum siamense is the source of this 600-nucleotide messenger RNA. It is a transcript of the gene phiA, whose product is annotated as Cell wall protein phiA. The coding region runs from base 1 to 600 and encodes 199 amino acids. The record is from RefSeq and is a predicted model, not a curated record. The transcript has a single exon. Lineage: Eukaryota; Fungi; Ascomycota; Sordariomycetes; Glomerellales; Glomerellaceae.